Molecule: messenger RNA, 1336 nt
Organism: Cuscuta europaea
Lineage: Eukaryota; Viridiplantae; Streptophyta; Magnoliopsida; Solanales; Convolvulaceae
Source: the annotation of a GenBank genome assembly
AUUAAAAAAAUAUUAAAACGGUUCGAUAAACUUCAAUGACGGGCUUUUUUUUACGAAAUUCUGAGAGAAGGGAGUAUCGGAAUUUUUCUGGUCUUUUACUCUCUCUGGCCGCAAAUUGUGGCUCAGUGUAGCUUGAGCGAUGGAAAUCAGCAUAGGCACAGAAGCAUGUAAGUAUGUUUGGGAAGGAGCGAUUCCACUGCAGAUUCAUCUUCACGAGUCCGAAGUCACUACUCUUCCUCUUCCUCCCACUGCUCUUAUUUUAGCUCCUCGGAUAGGGUACCUGCCCCUAUUAGCACCACAAGUUAAACCUUUCUUCAGCAGUGCGCUACCACCAGGUGUGGACACUAUUUGGUUUGACUACAAAGGACUUCCUCUGAAAUGGUAUAUACCUAUUGGGGUACUCUUUGACCUUCUCUGUGCAGAACCAGAAAGACCAUGGAAUCUAACGGUACAUUUUAGAGGAUACCCUGGAAGCAUUUUAACCCCAUGUGAAGCUGAAGACACCGUGAAAUGGAGUUUUAUUAAUUCAUUAAAGGAGGCAGCAUACAUCAUCAAUGGGAACUGCAAAAACAUCAUGAAUAUGUCUCAAAUUGAUCAAUCAGAACUAUGGCGCUCUGUUUUGAACUGUAAUUUGGAAGCUUAUCUCCGCGUUUCUUCUAAGCUUAAGCUGAGUGUAUAUGGAGGUGAUUUUGCAGUAAAGCUGGAUUCUUACAAGUGUCAGCAAAGUACUAAAAGUGAUGAAGAUGCCCCUGUAGUAGUAAAUAAAGGUGGGACAAACUCACAAGGUAGAGUUCCAGUUCGUUUGUAUGUCCGGAGCUCUAGUGAAGAUUUUGAUUGUGUAGAUGAUGCACCUGUGGUUGAGUGUUGGGACAAGAUCUCUUACAUCAAUCGACCAGUUGAGAUUUGUGAAGAUGACAAGUUCUUCACAUUGGGCGAUGCAGUAAAAGCGCUUCUUCCUGAGGUUUUUAUGGAAGACAUCACCUGCAGAGAGGAGGAAGAAGGCGAGGGGGAAAGAUCAGCUUCAGAAGAGACAAACUUUACCAGUGCUAAGGAAUCUGGUGGAGAAGCAUCAAAUAAUCGAGAAAUCAAACUUGUUAGGAUCCAAGGAAUAGAGCCAAAACUGGAGAUCCCUUUUGCUUGGGUAGUGAAAAACUUGGUAAACCCCGAAUACUUUCUUCAUAUUUGUGUAUACAUCAAAGCUCCACAACCAAUUGCCAUAUAGUGGGAGAUGGGAUCUUCUUACAUGAUUGAUAAUGCUUAGGCAAUGUAGCUUUCUUUCGUGAGAUGUUCAUUGUGCGUGUGCGUUUAGUGGUGGUGGUGGGUAGGUGGAGUCAGA